Stegodyphus dumicola is the source of this 793-nucleotide messenger RNA. Its product is annotated as heterogeneous nuclear ribonucleoprotein R-like. NCBI's taxonomy places the organism in Eukaryota, Metazoa, Arthropoda, Arachnida, Araneae, Eresidae. Gene Ontology annotation, molecular function: RNA binding. The record is from RefSeq and is a predicted model, not a curated record.
GUUAACUGUAUCUAUAACCUCAUAAAUGACAAUCAACGGUCACAGUACCGGUAAUUUUUUUGGUUGAUCGUUUAGAGGUGGCUUCUGUUUUAUCAGUGUCAUUGCUUUGACGUGUGGCAUUCCGAGCAAAGUAAUCAUGGCUGAGGGUAAUGAAGUAAAUGAUCAAGAGAUGGCAGAAGAAAAAAAUGGUGAACCGAUGGAAACAAAUUCAAAAUCCAAAGAGCUCUCGGAUUAUGGCUUAGCUGAAAAUGUUGUACUUAAAUUAGAAGAACUUUUUACUGCAGGCAAAUUAACAUUUUCUGAGUUGGACGAAAGAGCUCUGGAAGCUCUGAAAGAAUUUCCUGUUGAUGGUGCUUUAACUGUGUUAAAAGAAUUCAUGGACAGUAGCCUUGAACAUGUAUCUAACAAAAGUGCUUAUUUAUGUGGAAUAAUGAAAACAUAUCGCCAAAAGACAAAGAUGGGAACACCAGCAGUAACAACAAAAGGUCCAGAUGAAGAAAAAAUAAAGGCCAUAUUAGAUCGAACUGGUUACACAUUAGAUGUUACAACAGGUCAACGGAAAUAUGGAGGACCUCCACCUAACUGGGAUAAGGCUCCACCUGGCAGUGGUUGUGAGGUUUUUGUUGGAAAAAUACCUAAAAAUAUCUUUGAAGAUGAAUUAAUACCUGUAUUUGAAAAAUGUGGCCAGAUUUGGGAUUUGCGGCUUAUGAUGGAUCCACUGACUGGACAGAAUCGGGGUUAUGCUUUUAUUACUUAUUGUUCUCGUGAAUCUGCUCAACAAGCUGUUAAACAG